AUGCAAGCAGAAGCUGACGAUUGGAUUGAAGAGGAAUUUGGUAAUACAAAUAAAAAGGAUAAAAAACAAAAGAAGAAAGGAUCAGACGAUCAAAAAACGGAUGUUGAUAAUUUUGAAGUAAAAGAAUCCGAAUUGAAGCAAGUGGAAGCUGAUGAUUGGGUUGAAGAAGAAUUUGAAGAAAAAAGAACCGAAAUAGUUGAAGCUGACGAACCUGCUGAAGAGACUGCUGCGCUUGCGGCUAUUCGAGCACAACUAGAGGCUGAGCGGAAGAAAGAAUACGGAAAGAACAAGAAGAACAAAGACGAAUUGAAGGCCAAGAAAGAAGAACUUAAAAAGUCAGGUAAAUACUUAAGCCAGAAACAAAGGGCAAAACAGCAGCAGGACAGAAUGCGGUUGGAGCAGAUGAUAAAAUCUGGAUACAAGAUAGAGGGUCUUGACAAAGAGGGUGAACAAGCUCCAAAGAGAGUUGUAUACGCUAAUAAGAAGAAGAGCCCAACAAAGCAAACUUUGGAUAAAACGGAGACAGAGGUUUUAACAUUAAAAGCGGACGAUAAACCCGAAACUUCAGAAAAUUUAAAAGAUGAAAGAGAAAUCGACACUAAUAAAGAUGUAAAAGAAAACUGGGAAAAGGACGAGGAUGUAGAAAGCAAUAAAUCAACCGAAAUAAAUGAUGGUAUCAGAGAUACUUGGGAUGUAUCAUCAGAUGAAAUAGAAUCAGGGGACGAGAAGAUUCCAAAGAAUGUCACUUCAGUCGAAAACCCAUCAGCGACUCCCGUAAAAACUGAUACGGAUAAAAAGAAGGAGCCAACGAAGGUCGUUGGUACGGAUAAAAAGGAGCCUGCAAAGGUUGUUGAUACAGACAAAAAGAAGGUCGUUGAUACGGAUAAAAAGAAGGCGCCAGCAAAGGUUGUUGACACAGUUUCAACACAAAAAAAUGUAUCAGUUAAGGAUGCAGAGUUAGAAGAUGCAUCUGAGAGUGGGUCAGAUGUAUCUGAAACAGAAGAAGAUAGUGAUGAGGAUAGUGGUGAAGAAACUGACAGUGAAAAAAUUACGGAGCAUCAAAAACAAAUGCUGAAACAAAAAACCGAUGCUGCAGAACGUCGAAAGAAACGACAUGAAGAGGCACUCGCUGCUCGUUCUAAAGACAACUUGAGAUCGCCAAUCUGCUGCAUUUUAGGACAUGUCGAUACAGAUAUGUAUAUUAUUUGGCUUUUUUCUUUAUACAUGAUGAUUCAUGAUCUUAUUUCUGUACCUUAA
Molecule: messenger RNA, 1257 nt
Organism: Dentiscutata heterogama
Lineage: Eukaryota; Fungi; Glomeromycota; Glomeromycetes; Diversisporales; Gigasporaceae
Source: the annotation of a GenBank genome assembly